Protobothrops mucrosquamatus (brown spotted pit viper) is the source of this 995-nucleotide messenger RNA. It is a transcript of the gene MRRF, whose product is annotated as mitochondrial ribosome recycling factor. Gene Ontology annotation, biological process: translation. The record is from RefSeq and is a predicted model, not a curated record. Lineage: Eukaryota; Metazoa; Chordata; Lepidosauria; Squamata; Viperidae. The coding region runs from base 124 to 639 and encodes 171 amino acids. Gene Ontology annotation, cellular component: mitochondrion. Gene Ontology annotation, molecular function: ribosomal large subunit binding. The transcript has 6 exons.
ACCCCACAAGUCAGGACCCUGGCCACGAAGAAGGCUAAAGCUAAAGGGAAAGGUCAGGUCCGUGUGAACAUCAACACCUCUUUGGUGGAAGAUAUCAUCAACCUAGAAGAAGUAAAUGAAGAAAUGAACUCAGUGGUCAAAACCCUGCAGGAAAAUUUCAACAAAACCUUGAGCAUCAGAACCAACCCAGGGGCUCUCGAUUCUAUCACGGUUACCACCAAAGACGGGAAAUUUCCAUUAAACCAGCUUGCACAAAUCUCCCAACACUCUGCGCAGCUCCUUGUAGUCAACAUGAGCAGCUUCCCAGAAAGCACAGCUGCGGCCGUCAAGGCAAUCCAACAGAGCGGGAUGAAUCUCAACCCGGAAGCGGAUGGGCUCUUGAUUCGCGUGCCAGUCCCGAAAAUCACCCGUGAACACAGGGAGAACUUGGUCACGGUCGCCAAGCAGCUCACCCACAAGGCCAAGGAGUCUCUGCGCAGAGUGCGCACUGGGGCCGUCAACCAGACCAAGAAAGCCAAAAGCACCACGUCGGAAGACACCAUCCGACUGAUAGAGAAGCAGAUUCAGCAAAUGACAGAAGAUGCCACGGCCGAAAUGGAGAAGCUCUUGGCAGCAAAGACGAAGGAGCUCCUUGCCUAGGGUCUCUCAGAGGUCGCCACGAGCUCCUUUCUUCUGGUUAAACGGUCAGGGAGCCCCACUGGUGUCUCCACCGCGGUGCUUUGUCACCUGCUGGAACCAGAAUUGAGGAAGGAGGCUUAGCCUUGAGGUGGGCUGGGAAAAGAGAAUUUGGUUCCUCUGGCAACUGGUAUCUCAGCUCCGUUGCCGAAAGCACAGCAUGGACCAGAAGCCAUUUUGGGAAAAAGAAGGGUCACAAACCAUUAUCGAUGAAAUGGCCUGCUGUGCCCUUGGUGCCUGGCUUUGGGGGAGCAGAGGGUGCUGGUGCCCUCAUAAAUCUGCCAGGAAUCUCGUAUAUCAAAUAAAGCAAGUCUGAAUGA